AUGCAGAACAGAGUUACAUCUACUGCAAGACAUAGUUAUGAAAACCAGAUGGAAAACCAAACAUCUUUCAAGGAACUCUACAUUUUAGGAUUUUCAAAUAAAGCAGAGAAGCAACCAUUUAUUUUUAUUUUCUAUUUCUUAAUUUACUUAGUGGGAGUCUUAGGGAAUUUAGUUAUUAUUGUAAUUGUAUAUAUAGAUACACAUUUGCAUACUACCAUGUACAUAUUUCUUGGCAACUUGUCUUUUAUAGAUAUUUGUUACACUACAGUAACUCUCCCUAAAUUCAUGGAUAUUUUGCUAUCUGGAAAAAACUCAGUAUCUUUUAUGCAGUGCAUCACUCAAAUGUACUUUUUCAUUUUUAUCGGUAGCACUGAAUUGAUAUUACUCUCUUGCAUGGCUUAUGAUCGCUAUGUUGCAAUUUGCUUCCCGUUACACUAUCAUUGCAUUAUGAACAAAAGAAAAUGUCUCCAAAUUUUGGUUGCCACGUGGAUGUAUGGAUGCGGAAAUUCAUGUUUUGUUACUGGGUUUGCGUCAGCCUUAAAUAUAUGUCAUUCUAAUCGGAUUCAAAACUUCUACUGUGGUCUAAAUGCUCUAACAAAAAUUUCUUGUCCAGAUAUAGGGUUUUACUUUAUGUUCUAUGCAGAAACAUUUUUCAUUGUACUCUUCCCUUUUUUUAUCAUUUUAAUAUCAUAUUUUAAAAUAAUUCAAAGCAUUCUUCGUAUUAAGUCCUCAUAUGGUAGAAAAAAAACAUUUUCUACCUGCACAUCCCAUCUCACUGUAAUUACUAUUUUCUAUGGCACUAUACUGUGUAUAUAUGCAAGACCACCAGAGGACCACAAAAGUCAAUCUGACCAUAUUUUUUCAAUAUUGUAUGCUGCAGUAACACCCAUGCUAAACCCAAUCAUAUAUAGUCUAAGGAAUGAAGAGGUAAAACGAGCUUUGCUGAGACAUCUGAAGAGGGCAACCAAAUAG
This is a messenger RNA of Bombina bombina (fire-bellied toad), 972 nucleotides long. RefSeq names its product olfactory receptor 1496-like. The transcript is spliced from 2 exons. Lineage: Eukaryota; Metazoa; Chordata; Amphibia; Anura; Bombinatoridae. Gene Ontology annotation, molecular function: olfactory receptor activity; G protein-coupled receptor activity. Gene Ontology annotation, biological process: G protein-coupled receptor signaling pathway. The coding region runs from base 1 to 972 and encodes 323 amino acids. Gene Ontology annotation, cellular component: membrane. The record is from RefSeq and is a predicted model, not a curated record.